This is a messenger RNA of Juglans microcarpa x Juglans regia, 626 nucleotides long. RefSeq lists its product as uncharacterized. The record is from RefSeq and is a predicted model, not a curated record. Gene Ontology annotation, biological process: regulation of DNA-templated transcription. The transcript has 5 exons. NCBI's taxonomy places the organism in Eukaryota, Viridiplantae, Streptophyta, Magnoliopsida, Fagales, Juglandaceae. The coding region runs from base 1 to 594 and encodes 197 amino acids.
AUGUUGUUUUCCUAUUUUGUUCUGGUUUUAUUUUUCGCUUUGGACCUUUUUUUUCCGUCGUUAUCUUUAACUGCCCUUUUCUUCCCCUUUCCCAAUUCCUGUGUUUUAAUCUCAUCUCUGAUUUCUUUUUCCCACUGCUUCUACCGCUUCGUUUAUUUUCUACUGUUUUCCUCUUAUCAGAUUCUAUUUUGUUUUUUCUGUUUUCCACCGCCUGCCGCUUGGUAUAAGAGUGAUUUCCAUCUCUUUAUUGCCUCCCAAAUCUGUUUCUUCGCUUUUGGGUUCGCCUCUCAGCUCUCCAGUUUCACAGACAGUGGCUUGCUCUGGCUAAAGAGCGGAAGUAGCUCUCAGUUGAAACCACUGCAGACCAGGCAUGAUCGUUCCAAGGCUGUGGAUAUAUUAGUAAAGGAUUUGAAAGUUUUUGCCACAUUUAAUGAAGAGCUUUUCAAGGAAAUCACUCAGCUCUUGACAUUGGAAAAUUUCAGAGAAAAUGAGCAACUUUCCAAAUAUGGAGAUACCAAAUCUGUUAGAGCAAUCAUGUUGGUGGAGCUUAAAAAAUUAAUUGAAGCAAAUCCUUUAUUCCGUGAUAAAUUGUAAUUCCCAAACCUUAAAAAUUCAAGGUUACAGAC